ACCGGAUGCACAACCGACAUGAAAGAGCGACCUCGCAGAUAGUGGGCGACAGCGUUGAGAUCUUCUGACGAACAACAAGGGUGACCUUGAACAUAGUGGACGACAACAUUGCAGACAUCUGACAAACAAUGUUCAUCCCUUCAGUGAGGCGCUGCGCGCCUAGCAUCUGGAGGAAUACAAGCAAGGAGCUGCAGCGAGCCACCAAGUUUGCUCUAAAUCUCGAAGGCCUGACCCUACCUGUCACGCCUAACCCUAUCUUCGACUUCGCAGAUCCGGAGACCAUCACCACCUUGAAGACGAUGACCGAUCAGUCAGUUGGAGGCUUUUCCACGGCUGCGCUCACCCAGAAGCCUGCAGAACCAGCGACCAAUACACCUGCCCAUGUCCUGUUCCAUGGCAACAUCUCUACCAAACUUCCUGCGAAUAGACCUGACAUCAAUCGAACGGGAUAUGCGGCGUGGCGAAAUCAAGAUCGCGGACGGACACUGUUUGGCGAGCUCUUCUGGAACGUUGACUCAUACAUGUACCUGGCACUACGAGUGAAGAGCGAUGGGAGAAAAUAUUUUGUGAACAUACAAACGGACUCGAUCGUGGAGUCAGACAUACACCAGCAUCGGCUGUACACGAAAUAUCACAAGGGAGCAGAAGCACCAGACAGCCCGGCGCAGUGGGAGACCGUUUGGAUUAAACUACAUGAGUUUGUGCGGACAAACCAUGGCGUUGUCACGGAACCGCAGUCAGAAAUGCUACGGCAGAAAGUGAAGAGCUUCGGCAUUGGACUCAUCGACAGGCAACCGGGACCGUUUGAGCUGGGAGUUGCGGCGUUAUGGGCUACGAAUCUGAACGAGCGGGGUCAGGUGGACGGGCGAACCGGAUGGGAAGAUGGUGAUCAAGGCAGUGCCAGACUCGGCGAGGUGACAGCAGAGAAGCUAGCACAGAAGGAAGAGGAGAAGAGAAACCUGCCACAAGAGAAGAAGAGCUUCCGAGAAAAGGUGCCGCAUUUUGGAAAAGUAGGUACACAUGAUACCUCAGGCGUGAGAUGACCAAAUGCACAGUGCAGCGAGCAAAGGGUACGAAAGAGCUUGUACAGGCGGAUACAGGCAGUGAAGAGCACAAGUUUACAGCCUUGCAAAUGCGCAGCGAUGAUGAGAACACAAUAAGAUUAUUUCAGCUCCUGCAA
Exophiala xenobiotica is the source of this 1180-nucleotide messenger RNA. RefSeq lists its product as uncharacterized. Lineage: Eukaryota; Fungi; Ascomycota; Eurotiomycetes; Chaetothyriales; Herpotrichiellaceae. Gene Ontology annotation, biological process: mitochondrial respiratory chain complex I assembly; mitochondrial electron transport, NADH to ubiquinone. The record is from RefSeq and is a predicted model, not a curated record. Gene Ontology annotation, cellular component: mitochondrion. Bases 129 to 1043 code for a protein of 304 amino acids. The transcript is spliced from 2 exons.